UACUUAUCACAUGACAUCAUCUGAUCAUGUAUUGGCUACACCCUCACCACAGCCUCCCAUUGUUGCAUUCACUGCUCCUCCGCGAAUAAACUCCGGGCGUCCUACCUCUCAGUCUUCCAAAGGUACUCACUGCAAGUUUUGCCGUGCCAGAGGCCAUGACAUCUCUGUUUGUCGUAAGCUACAGAAAUUUGUGCAAGAGCAGAAUAAAGCUUCUCUUCCUCAGGCAGUUGCUGUAUGUCCUUCAGAUCCAUCGGUUCCUACAGGUCCAUCUUUGGCUUCCUCACUUACUACGGCUAAUAUUGAGGCAGUUGUUCAACAGGUUUUAUCCCGCACUUCCACUGCCCUUUCUGUCACCUCAGGAUCCCCGGACGGGUCAAGUGCUUGGGACAGGCCGUAAGGUUGGUCGCAUGUUUGAGGUUCAUGACUUGAAGAUUCCUUCACAAGUUGUUUCUGCAGCUG
Molecule: messenger RNA, 459 nt
Organism: Quercus robur (English oak)
Lineage: Eukaryota; Viridiplantae; Streptophyta; Magnoliopsida; Fagales; Fagaceae
Exons: 2
Coding region: 11-397 (128 amino acids)
Source: RefSeq, a predicted model, not a curated record